AUGCGAACCAGGCACGCCAAGAGAGCGGGACUCCACACUGACCGAAUGGACGUGUUGCAAGCCCUGCAAGUGUGCGCGAUGCCUGGCGCGCCUGGCACAGCCGCUCCCUUAUCCGACGCAUUGAGUCAACCGGACCAGUCCAGUCACUGCCAGUCAGCCUUCCCCCACACACCCAAACGCGCCUGCGCGCUUCCUCACAAUCACGUCCUUCCUUCCUCUUCAUCCGCAUUGCCCUCCGAAAUGACAUCCGACGCAGAUCGACAGCUGGCAUCCAGCUUCGCCAGGCUUCCGACAGAGCUCCUUUCCAGGAUAGCUAGACCGCUAUCCACGACCGACUUCUGCGCACUUCGAUCGACUUGCAAACUGGUCGAUCACAAGCUGCUCAACGAGUUCGCAUACGAGUUUUUCCGCAAGAAACAGUUCAUGAUGACAUCGGCAUCCCUGCAAGCGCUCAAGGACAUUUCGAACUCCCGCUUCAGUGACUACCUCAGCCAUGUGGUCAUCGGAACCGACCAGCUGUUCAACUCGAAGUGGGAUGGGAGUAUCACUAUCGACGACAAGCGAAAGUAUCGCGCGACGGCCGACGAGCAGAAACUUUUCGGCCACAUAGGCUGCGCCUCCAAGUUUGAGGACGCGAUCGCCGGACUGAGUCGCCUGGAAACCCUCGACAUUCGAGACUUCAACUCGGCUACAAGAUUCCGGGAUGGACAGUUCGCCCAGUGGAGAUCGUACGGCGUCGCCGAACUCCGAAAGGCGGGCACUGUAGGGUUUGGCAACCUUGAAUGGGCGACCUGCAUCUAUCAGAACAUCCUCCUCGGAGCAGCCGCCGCCAACGCUCGAAUCAAGAGCCUGGAGGUUAUAUCCAAGCGGAACGGUUGUCUUCACGACAGCUCGCUCUCGAUAGCCAAACCUAUGGCUCCCAAUCUGUCCUCGCUUCUGUCGGGCUUGACAAAGCUGCACCUGGAUAUCAUGGCCAAUUGGGAGGACUUGAAAUUCGUGGGUCUACCCAACCUCUGCUACCUGUUGCAGAAUACCCCCAACGUCGAAUGGCUUCGCCUUAACAUCGACAUGGCAUUGUCUGAGUAUGAUGGCACUGAGGAUAAAGGGUGGAUCGGCUUUCUUCAAUGGCUGGCGAAGGAGCCGCCGUCAUCGGAUGUGAUCGCCAAAUAUACCCCAGCACCGACGUUUGAACUCAAGCAACUCGACCUGGGCCGCAUAGUCGUAUCGCCUGAUCGAUUGCUGGCCAUUGUCGCGGCUUAUCCGUCCUUGAAAACUCUAGCGCUGUCUAGAUCUACGUUGACGGAACCGUCCGGUACGACAACGCCACCUGCGGAUGCCGGUACGGCGUACCUUGUCAAGCGCGUCCUCACAGGACUGGAUAACACGACCGUGGAGAAAUUCAUUCCAAGGGCUCUUAUCCAACGAACCAGCGAAGGCAGAGGGGAUGUGCAAUGGAUCUCGAGAGGCACCACCAAAGACAGCAUUCAACUCCGGGGCCAGCCGGGCCAGUCUGAGUUCAAGGACGCAGCCAGCCUGAUCUCCUUCCGAAUCCAGACCCCAGCUUGUAAGUCAAUGUCAGUGUCUUCGCUCAUUGCAGAUUAUUAUCCGGCCAGUGACGACGUCAGCGCUUCGGAUGAUGGAGGCGAGGGCGACGAGGAUGAGAGCGACGGGGGCGAGAGCAAUGGCGAUGAAGAUGAGGACUGA
This is a messenger RNA of Trichosporon asahii var. asahii CBS 2479, 1704 nucleotides long. RefSeq lists its product as uncharacterized. NCBI's taxonomy places the organism in Eukaryota, Fungi, Basidiomycota, Tremellomycetes, Trichosporonales, Trichosporonaceae. The transcript has a single exon. The record is from RefSeq and is a predicted model, not a curated record. Bases 1 to 1704 code for a protein of 567 amino acids. Gene Ontology annotation, molecular function: protein binding.